Messenger RNA from Aureobasidium subglaciale EXF-2481, 1482 nucleotides. RefSeq lists its product as uncharacterized. The coding region runs from base 1 to 1482 and encodes 493 amino acids. The record is from RefSeq and is a predicted model, not a curated record. The transcript has 2 exons. Gene Ontology annotation, biological process: transmembrane transport. Lineage: Eukaryota; Fungi; Ascomycota; Dothideomycetes; Dothideales; Saccotheciaceae. Gene Ontology annotation, molecular function: transmembrane transporter activity.
AUGUUUGCCUGGUUGACGGGUACCGAGACCACUCCACCUGCCUUUCUCGAGCUCCGGAGUUCGAAGGUGUUGAUCAUUAGCACUGUCGCCGCUGCUGUUUUUACCGACGUCUUUCUAUAUGGCAUCAUUGUGCCAGUGCUACCGUUUGCGCUGAGCGGUCGCGCUGGCAUCGCGCAGGACAAUGUACAAUCUAUGAUUUCGGUAUUGUUGGCUGUCUAUGGUGGCGCCUUGCUUAUAGGAGCACCUAUUUGUGGGUGGGUAGCUGAUCGAUUCGACUCACGUCGGUGGAGUUUCAUGGUCGGACUGCUGGCGCUAGCUGGGUCGACAGUGUUCCUCGUUGCAGGUAACAGUCUUGCUCUCAUCGUUGUUGGCCGUAUUCUGCAAGGUCUUUCGGCGGCGGUGGUGUGGGUUGUUGGACUGGCACUACUCCAGGAUACUGUUGGUUCUGAAGCGAUCGGGCAAGCGAUGGGAUAUGUUGGCAUCGCGAUGUCAUUAGCAUACUUGCUCGGGCCUUUGCUAGGCGGAAUUGUGUUCGAGAGCGCUGGUUACUACGCUGUCUUCGCCAUGGCGUUCGGACUGCUGGGUAUCGAUGCUAUUCUUCGCUUGAUCAUGAUCGAGAAAAAGGUUGCUCGGAAGUGGCUGGGAGCAGAAGCAGUAGAAGUAUUUGUGGAUGAUGAACACAAAGGCAGUACAGACGACCACAAAGCUGACCCGACGUAUCACACACCCGAAGUUGAGACACCUGCGGUGACACCCGACAAACGCAAGCUCCCUAGAGUGUGCUCACUACUCGCGUCGUAUAGACUCGACGCCGCUCUGUUUGGCUGCUUCAUUUCGGCAUGCUUACUCACCUCCUUUGAUUCGAUCCUUCCGCUGUAUGUCAACGAACUCUGGGACUGGAACUCUGUCGGUGCUGGAUUGAUCUUCUUGGCCGUCACAAUACCGUCUUUCAUUGGCCCCUUAGUCGGCGGAUACGCAGACAAGCAUGGAUCCAGAUGGCUAGCCACCGCCGGUUUUGUUAUCACGGGUCCUUGUUUCAUCCUGAUGCGGCUCGUGGACCAUGACGGCAUUCGCCAGAAAGUGCUGCUCUGUGCACUUCUCGCUGUCAUCGGCCUCGGAGUCACGCUUUCUCUCACACCGUUGAUGGCGGAAGUGUCGUACGCGGUGGAAGCGCAGGGCGCGAAACGACCGGCAGGAUUCUUUGGCAAGAAUGGUGCUUUCGCUCAGGCGUAUGGGCUGUUCAACAUGGCAUACGCCGGUGGUACCAUGGUUGGACCUUUACUUGCCGGCUUGGUCAAGGAGAGGGCUGGAUGGGGUACUGCAACGCUCGUGCUCGGAUGUGUUUCGUUAAUAUGCGUGAUACCGACCGUCAUUUGGUGCGGAGGAUCGAUCUUCAAGUUGAGAAGGAAACAAAGGGUCGAGAAGCAAGAGAAAUCGAAUCCGAACUCGAGUACUAGUGCGAGUAGCGAGGUAGAUGUUUGA